AUGGCGGGGGGAUAUCUUAAAAAUUUCAAAAUUAGAACUAUAAUUGCUUCUUGUCAUAAACUUAUUCAUGUCAAUAAUCCCCCUAUUGAUAUUGAUGAGGAAGAAGAACUAAAAAUCUACAAAAAAGCUCGAAAAAAAUCUCGAGCCAUUCUUUUGGAACAUUUAACUGAAAAUUGUCAAGGCAUUUAUAAACCAAAAAACUUGGAAGAACUGACUACCAGAAUCAGUAAACAUAUAAAAGAAAAAGAGAACUUGGAGCAAAAAAUAAUUUCUCUCCGAAGUAAAGGAAAUUUAAGCAAAGAAGAAGAAAAACAGUUAAAAAAAGCAACUAAGGUUGGUCUACAAGGAGCCGGAGUUUUGACUGGAAUUGCUGAUGCUCGGUUAGCCAGUCAAGAUAAAGAACGAGAAAAAGAAUUAAAGGCAUGGGACAAAAUAACUAGUAAAAUUGAUGAUGAUGAAUUGGAAGGAGAUGAUAAAUCAGUAGGAACCGAAAUCAAUGGCAAAGAAAGACCAGUGCUUAUCAUUUCGAUUGAUUGGUAUAAUGAUGAAGCCUCCCGCGUUGCCAUUUUGCCACUAUCAAGUAAGGUAAAAAAUAUUAGGGUGUUUGAAUUUUAUUUAGGAAAGAUAGUGAUAAAUGACCCAAAAAAUAGAGAAAGUAAAGUGAUGGUAGACCAAAUAAGAAGCAUUGACAAGCAAAAAUUAGGUGAAAAGUGUGGUGAAUUAACCACAGAACAAAUGGAAAAAGUGGAGGGAAUAUUAAGGAAAUUUUUGGUUCUAGUGGGGAAAGUUGAGAAAUUAAGAGAAGAACAUGCUAGCAAAAAUCCAAGCCUUAAAAAAAAUACAAAUUAUCCAGAAGAAAAGAGGAAUGAGAUAACUGAUUUGGAACAUGUUGGAAAUAUAAAAGAACUUAAUUUAAGCGAUAACUAUCUUAGAAAUUUGGAAUUUAUUGAUAAUUUAAAUCACCCCGAAAAUUUAAUCAUUUUAAACAUUGAUGACAAUGAGUUUACAAAAAAAGAUUUAUUUUUUCUCACUAGGUUCAAGAAUUUAGAAGAAUUAAACUUGGGAAAUAAUUACAAAAGUAUUAAGCAGAUAAAAGGAAGUCAUUAUAAUCGCUUUUACGGAAGUUUAGAACCUUUAAAAUUUUUGACUAAAUUAAAAAAACUGAAUAUUUCUACUACUGAUAUUAGUCAUGGAUUAGAAUAUUUACCUAAUAGCCUUGAAAAAUUUUCCUGUCGAUAUAAUAAAGAAAUACCAAAUGCCAAAGUUAAAAAAAUACACAAAUUAUUGUCUGAUCGGGGAAUCGUUGAAGAUGAUUUAGAAUACAUAAAAAAUUUUUCGGAAAAGUUUAGAAAUAUUAGAAAAAAACCAUUAAUGAAAGAAGAACCGAACGGAAUUAAAAAAAACAAUUUACAUAACAAAAUAACUAUAGAAGCAAUUAAACAAUUGAAAGAUAUCAUAAAAGGAUUAAUUGCUAUUCAUAAAGAAGGAUUAAUACACCGAGACUUGCAUUCUGGUAAUAUAUUAAGCGGUGUUGUCCUAAAUGAUCGUUCAUUUGCUAGUUGUUUUAUUACUGACUUAGGAUUAUGUCGACCUGCUAAUGAAACUGAUAAAGGCAAAAUUUAUGGCGUUCUUCCUUACAUUGCCCCCGAGGUUUUAAGAUCUCUUCCUUUUACCCAAGCCAGUGAUAUUUAUUCUUUCGGCAUAAUCGCUUAUGAAAUACUGACUGGCUUACCUCCUUAUUGCGAUAUACCUCAUACAGAAUUCUUGGCAACAAAGAUAUCGGAGAUUAAUGAUAAAAAAGACACUGAAUUUUAUCAACAAUAUGAAAAAACGGAAAAAGUUAAUGAGUUAUCGAAUUAUAAGACAGAUUUGUUAUAUAAAUUAUACAAAAUACAUCCCGAAGCGAUUUAUGCUAGCAGAAAAUUUUAUUUUGAAAAUCUUUCUUCAUCUAAAAACUCUAAGGAAAACAGUUUGGAAGAUUUAAGAAUUAGCGAUUCAAAGGAAUUCGGUGAAGAAAAAGACAGAGAAAUUUGUCAAUUGCAAGAAGAAAUUAUAUUAAAAAAAUUCAACAUAUAUGAUGACAAAGAAUAUUUAGUUUCAAAAUUACAAGAAGAAAAAAUAAAAUUAACCGUUCGAGGAGAAAUUUAUGGUAACUCUUCACCUUUUCAAGUAUAUUUUCCUAAUGCGAUUACAGGUCAUCCAGGUAUUGACCAAUUAAUCCAGAGUUCACGAACAGAUCCAAGCAUUAGGGUGGAAGUAUUAGAACAAAUCCUUUCUAAUUCCCUUGAAUGGAAAAACAUCCAUCUAGGUUUUGUCCCAGAAUUAGAAAAGGCAUGGAAAGAGUUGGGGUUUAGUUAUGAGCAAGCCAAAGAACUAAUCAACUUCGCGGGGUGGUUUCUGGAAAAUGGUAGCAUUGAACAACUAAGAGAAGAACAUAGUCAAUAUUUAAUAUCUGUAAAUAAAGGAAUUAAAAUUAGCGUUGAAGCAUCAAAAAAAAUAGAAAACUUUACACCCUAUUGGAACAGUCUGAUUAGAGAGUUUGAAUUUCCUCUGGAACAAAAAUUAUUACUGAAAGAACUAGAAGAAACCUUUAUGGCAUGA
Molecule: messenger RNA, 2601 nt
Organism: Funneliformis geosporum
Lineage: Eukaryota; Fungi; Glomeromycota; Glomeromycetes; Glomerales; Glomeraceae
Source: the annotation of a GenBank genome assembly